Molecule: messenger RNA, 2565 nt
Organism: Sparassis crispa
Lineage: Eukaryota; Fungi; Basidiomycota; Agaricomycetes; Polyporales; Sparassidaceae
Exons: 12
Coding region: 1-2565 (854 amino acids)
Source: RefSeq, a predicted model, not a curated record
AUGGUUGUUCGUUCAAAAGGAAGAGCGGCGAAAGAGAUCCAUUCGUCGGUGCUCCUGUUCCCGUUCUUACUCUCGAUGUCCACUGACUACGCAGGUCGCUGGCGCGAUCUUGUACGAAAUGCCUUGCCUGAAUGGUCAAGAGCCUCUCGAAAGACCUACCAAGAUGUCGAGCCGCUCUCAUACCAUGAUCCUCACCCGCUCUCAGGAACUCUCAAGAGAGCGUCUAGUGAUCUACCCCACCCAGCUGCUCGCGCAUCCAAGAGGCCGGUAAUCGAUUGGUCCGCAGGAGAUAGUCUGGAUGUUGUUUCCUCCGUGCCCGCUGUUUCCAAUCAAAUUUGGAAUGAUGCCACGAAAGCGAUCGCGAGUCCUCCAGAACAGGAUAUGGACAUUCUGCACUCUACCGGUAACAGAGUCAACAGCGGUGAAGGUGACGCCGCAAAUGUCAUUGCAUCGCCAUCCGACACACCUGGCGUUCAUCAGCAUGCAUUAAGCCAGGCUUCCGCUGCGGUACAAUGGACAGACUCUCCCAUUCAAUCGGAAACACGUUCAGAGGUCCCUGCAACGUCGAGUGGCAAUCUGUCGGAGAAGUAUACGUGCAGCAACGAACAGGUGUUAUUUCCUGCCCAGCCUGUGCUCUCAUCGGACGUGCCCGCAUCGUUGACCGUGGUGGAGUGCAAGGAACAACCUGUCUCACUUCUUCCAUCCACGUCCGUCACAUCUCCAAGUGGUAUCAUUUCGGCACCGCCAGCCUUGACCGAGUUAUCAACUUUCGCAGACAACGAUGAAAAUUUGAUUUGGAGCAUAAACAUGCAACUGGGAGACAGUGAUGGGAGUGGCGAUAGCCAGACGGAGGACACGGAGGACGAGGACGAAGAAGGAGACGAAGAGGAUGAGGAUGGGGACGAAGGCGAGGAAGAAGACGAAGAGGCCGAGAAUGAGGACGAGGAUGGCGACGAGGAGGAAGAAGACGAAGGGUACGAGGAAGAUGAAGAGGACCAGGAGGAUGAGCAGGACGAAGAGGACGAGGAAGAUGAGGAAGACGAGAAGGACGGGAGGGAGGACCCGAGCAAUGACGAUAGCGACGGCAACAAUGACAAGGUCGUCAUCGUUGGCAAUAACAGCAGCGAUGACGACGAGGACAGUAACAACAGCGACAGUGUUGGCGGUGGUGGUAGCGAUGACCGCAGGGAAUUUUCCAACAGCACUGCUGAAGAAAAGGAGAGUCAGAAUGAUGGCAUGGCCAUCGAUGAAGAAUAUGACCAUGGCUACGUCUCCGAUGAAAUGGAUCUCGAUACCGCAGCAGACGGGGUCGCAUCUGUUGCAGCGGGGAGUGCGCCUCAGAGUGGGACGAACAAGCGUUCGAUUUUCGAAGUCAAUUUUUUGGAAUCUGCUCCACCUGCCAGCUAUCCGGCAACCAUCCCUAGGGGUUAUCCUCAUCUAAAUUUUUGCGUGCUGUCCAUUGAUUCCGUAUUUUAUGUCCUGGAGAAUGAUGCUUUCCGCGAUCUAAGUGUGGGAAAUCAAAAUGCACCGGCCACUAAGAAAGACAUACAAGCCUUAAUUACAAUGCAACAGGGCCUUGCUCAGGAAAUUGCACGUCUCCGCAGGAUUCCGGAGUCUUCUUCAGCGGAAGAUUCUUCCAGCUGCACGCAGAAGAAAUAUCGCGGUAAAGUCGCUCACAGACCCGGUCCCAAACUGAACGUACAGAGCAAGAUUCGCCUGCACGCUCUCGAAAUGCUUGGCCGUGAAACAAAGCGGAGUCCCAUAUUAGGUGCUUCCGACAAGGAAGUUGCAUUAUUUGAGCGCCACAAACAUCCUGGGCCAUCGAAAGAGUAUUUCCGUCCUCAUUUCAAUGGUACUCCUCGAACACCGUGGAACAGGCGUCUAGCUGAAGUUUUCACGAAUGACUUCAUUUCACUCGGAUGGUCGAAACGCAAGGAUUUUUCUGAGAUAUUUAACAUGUUCUGUACGCAUUUCGAGACCCUUAACAAGCAGUACAAGAGACAGACCCGAAGCGCGAAGAAGCCUAGCCAGGCCGAAGAGGACAAGACUGCUGAGGGGCAUCGGGAUCAGAGGCGUCGGAAUCUGAGGACGAGGCGAUUCGAGGCGAUUGGGCAACACAUUGAUGUUAUCCGGUACAAGGAUCUAUGGAAUACGAUUCCUCCUGGGGCCAUGUCUGGCGACGAAUCCGAUCAUAGAUCAGGCAAGCUGCGUUACGUGGUUACUAAACUACCGUGGCGGUCAGCGGAGGCCGAACGAUGGCUAUGUACCUUUGACCUCCUGCACCUCAAAACUCGGUUUCACGAUAACGGCAAACCUAAACGAGGAGCCUUCCCUCAUCACCGCAUCAGAGGAUCCUCGAGGAUAGAGCGCAAUGACGACCCGGUGUCCGGUUUGCCUAGGAACUUUUAUGAUGCUACGUGGCUGAGUGAUCAGUCUGAGGACCAUAUACGGGCGUUGGAUAUACAGCCCAGUGUUGACCUCACCCUGUCGCAGGACUGUUUGAGAGAGGCCGCAAGGUUCGCACGCAUAACUAAUCGACGCACGCCACCUCGUCCCAGGGACUAA